Molecule: messenger RNA, 504 nt
Organism: Striga asiatica
Lineage: Eukaryota; Viridiplantae; Streptophyta; Magnoliopsida; Lamiales; Orobanchaceae
Source: the annotation of a GenBank genome assembly
AUGGCCAUGGGGAGAGUAAGUCGACAGCACCGCACAUAUGGACUCAAAACUAAUAACGAUGAAAACGCCCGAGAAAAGUCCAAAGCAGCAGAAAAACAUCAAGGGUAUGGCAAGACGCCGGCUCCAGCUCCGCCGCCAGCACCGCCACCUAAGCCGCCAAGAUUCCCAAUGCCGCCAAGAUUCCCUAUGCCACCAGCAUCGCCACCUAAGCCGCCAAGCACCGCCGGACGGCAGAGUCCCAACACCACCUCCGAUGCCGCCGAAACCAUUCACCCCACCGAGACCACCGCCGCCGCCAACUCCGGCGCCGACGCCGCCGUACGGAAUGCCGCCACUGCCGACGCCGGAGUAGCCACCGACGCCUCCGAAAGAGGCGAAGUUCUUCUGGUCGGCAAGGCCAGCAUCGCCGGCCAAAGCCCUGGCCGCCGCCUGACGUCCGGCGAGAAGAGCGCAAAGGAACACCAAACUGAAAGCCCACCUCGCCAUUAUUAUCUGUCUCACUAA